GUUUGUACUCUGAUUAUUGGAAUAGACUAGGUGGUCUAGCAAUUAUAUUCUUUAAGUUUGAGGAUUCAUUAUGGUCAAGCGAGGUCUCGUGGUAUGAUAUGAUUUUUGGUUCAAAUUCCAUAUAUACUGCAAAUCUGGGAGUUGGAGUGAUUAGAGAAUGACCUGACAUUUGUGACAUACUUGCCUCCUUGCCAGACAUCUGGUAGACUUGUGUCAUCUCCUUUCUGCAACAUGAGAGAAGACCAGAUUUUCCAGUGUUAAGGAGUGAUACACUUACAAUUUGUGAAUUUUGUGUUGAACAAGGUUGUUCUUGAAGAAUGGGGUUGUUUGAAAUAUCACAAAAUCUUAGGAAAUUGAAAAUGGUUCAUGGAAGUUGAUGCUUGAGAGUUAAUCUUCUGUGUUCCUGUCUGGUACUCGUGAAUUAUCCGAAAAUUAGUCUGGCAUGUUCAUUUUUUUCUCUCUAAAUAUUUGCAACUUCGUUGGUUAUUAUGCCAACAUUUCUGAAUGUUGGAAGAAGAAAUUUUAGAAGCAUGAUCUUAGGGACAUGUAUGUAAAUUCUUUUGUUUGACAGCAAUUUGCCAUUAGACAGUAUACUCCCUGGUAUGUUUUUAUAUAGGUUGUAUUGUGAUAUGCCUCAGUGUGUGUUUGUCUGCCUGUCAGCAUCUUGUGGGUCAGAUAAAAACAGUACUUAUAAGACCAGGAUCAUCAAACUUUGCACCUAUGUUUUCAUUGAUUAGAAGAUGAAGUCUUGUUUUUCAAGUGAAAGGUCAAGGUCAAACUUACAUGGGUAAUUGGGAAUUGAACUUUGUUGAACUUCUUUCAGCCACCACACACUGUGUGCAUGAAUAUAUUACAUAAGACUUUGGUGUGGGCCUCUUCACAUCCUUGUUUUGUUUGAAAUAACGAAUGUCCCAGAAAACAUACUCCAAACGAUAUAAUCCUAUAUUCAAAAUUCAAAAACCCCAUGGUGAGCAGUAGAUCCCUGAUCAUGGAGCCACUCUAUUACUCUUUCUUGCUUACAGUUGUAAAAUGGGGUCUGGGGAACUUCAUUUAUUCAAUGGAAUCAAUGGUGUUGUGAAGUAUCAUUUUAUUCCCUAGUUGAAAAAUUUGGAAGUAUGAUGACUGUUGUCUUUAGUAGAACAAAAUCAAAGCAAGAACAGAUUUUUGAAUCUAUGGGAAUUAGUUUUAAUUAGCAAACAUGUGCCAUUGUUUAUUGUAGAUGGUAUUGCAAAAAGACAGACAGUUCUUAUAGCAUGUUUAUACUACAAAUUAGGACAAAACUGGUAAUAAAACCACUAGUAGAAAUAACUAGAAAUUUCAAGGUCCUCUUUUUUGAAAAGACUGUGACCUUGAAGUAACCAUGACACAAAAACCAUGACACCCAGUUUUUGUGUGUGCCAAAAGAAUGUAUCAGUAUAUAUUCUGUAAUAGUUGUUAGCAUGUAAGGUAUCAGAUCUCAACACAUCCAAUAAAUACAAGAAGAAUCCAUCAUUUAAGAAAUUUAUCAAUAUAACCUUGGUAAUUUGUAGUUCUCCAUGCUUUUCUUUACAAUGUUAUACAGAAUGUGUCAAGUGGCAAAAUAAGAUCAUCACCAUACAGCUCUUUUGUUGGACACACGUACUUCAUUUAUUUCAUAAUUAUAAACGGGUAUGUAUUACAAGAAAUUUGAUGUAAAAUAUCAUUAUGAGACAUUGAAAUAACUACAUGAUAUUGACAAGGAGUUUCAAAUUCUGCAAAGAUCAAAAAAAAAUUGGCAAAGGUUUGGAACAGUGACUGAAGGGCCACAUAGUAAACGUAAUUACACAAAGGAAAUCGUAAAGGUGAUUUAUUUCACAUAAUAUCGCAGAGAUCUUUGUUGAUGGUUGAUAUAAUUUUGUAGAUAUUGGCUAGACACUGGAUCAAUAAAGUAAAUUGUAUAUAAAAAUGCUGUAUUACCCCCAAAAAAUUCUGGUUUGAUUGAGAGAUAGAGAGAGAGACACAAUUUAAGAGAUAGAUCAUGAACAUGCAGUGUCCGAGUUCUUUCACUUUUCCCACUAAGUUUUGAACCAUAUAUUUACAAUAUACUUUCCAAAUUCAAGUUGACAUAAGAAAAGAGUCAAAAAUCAACAUUUAUCAUAUGGAAAAAUAGAACUAAUAAUCAUUGGCUUUAUAUUCAUUCAGAGAGCUAGGUACCUAUAAAAAAGACAGCAGCCCAAAUUACUGCUGAUUAAUUUCUAUAUGAUUAUUCCUCAUUAGCUCUCUUUGAAGUUAGCCUUCUGAGGGGUCUGGGUUCAUGCUCAGAAGUUUACAUAUGGUGGGAAAGAGAAAGACCAGAGAUAAUGGAAAUAGACUUACUUCUACAGAAAGUGUUACACACUUUAGUUUGAUGACAUGCCAGGCCAUUGUGUACAUGUAUAUAGGUGUGAAAUCUUAGCAGUCUUCAACCCACCCAUGCUCUGUGCAUGCUGUUACCACUCACUGCUGCCUAUCACAGCUGAUCAUGUGUGGGGGGAAAGGAAAAGGAAAAGGAAUUUUUUUGUUACAAGAUUUGGAAUUUCUGAAUAAUUAAUUUUAUUGAACUUAUGUAGUUUUAAUCAAACAAUCUGAUUCCAACAUGGAACCCAUACAACAUAUUUCAAAGAAAGAUUUUUCAGAUAGGUUUAUGUUUUAUUGAAAUAUGUUCUGGCAACAAGAAUUUAUCAUUAUUUAAGAAUUUGUCAGUUAGCAUUAUUUUUAUUAUCUAGAUCAAUAUACAUAAAAUUUUUAGUGUUAAUUUUAUGAUACGGAGUGCCAAAAGAAUAUAAUCAGCAUUUUGUCUUUGUUACGUCGUUCACUUUAAGAAGGAAAUCUGUUUCAUGUCUGCAUGUUGUAUUCUUGUCAAGGAUUUGCAUAACACUACUAAAUUUUAAUGUUAACAUCACAUAUAAAUCAUAAUUUGUUAUGAUAUUAAAUAAGUAGAAACAUUAGAAUUUGACACCUGAUUAAAAAUAGCCAUUAGUUUAAUUUUUCAUUUCAUGGAAGUGGCUUCAGGCUUGUACAUGUUCAUUUUUCUUUGCCAGGUUUAGACCCUGAAGUUAAAUCUGAUUACCAUUAUCUACAUUUACUUCUUUAAUAAAUCUGGAUGCCACAUGUACCCAUUUUUCAAAAAAGUUUUGGUGCAUGUUCCCAGAUCUUUGGUAUUUAUCUCUGUACAGUUUAGAUGCUGGAUGAAUUUAAAAUUUACAUUAACAUGACUUCAUUGCGAUUGCAUUGAAGACAUUUAUAUCCUUAAAAAAUUGAAGCAAGUGGUAGCUAGGUCUGACAUUAACAUCUUUAUAUAGAUAUGCUAAAUGGGCUUGAAUGAAAUGGAAAUAGUUCAUUUUAAAAAGGUGGGUUCCAUCAUUAGUCACAAAUUGCUUCAGAUCUGAAAAUGAAAACGCCCUCUUAAUUCCUUCGCCUCACCCUGGUUGACAUACAUAUUUACGAUUUAUUCAUUAGCUAUGAAGAAUUUCUUUAAUUAAAAGACAUCUUUUCAGGGAAAAUUUUCAAUAAUUUGUCCCAAUAUUCACCAGUCCUCAAUUGGGUUUCUUUCACUGCAGGACCCAUAAAACAACAGCCAGAAGAUCAAAUGAAUGUUUCAUAUAUUGGGAAACUAUUGUCCAAAAUUCACUCUUUGAAAUCCAUUCAUGCAUCUUCCACCUGGUAGAGUGAUAAAAAAGAAGAGCAUUCAGUAUUGGAGUUUUAUUGUUUGACACAUGCUGACAAUAAGAUUGAAAGAUUUGCCAACAUGGACCAACUUGUUAGCCAUAGGCUACAAGGCAAUGACAGAGCAUUGAAAGAUAUCCUCACAUUAAUUCAUCAUAAUUACACUUAUCAUGUAAUAAUCAAAGGUAAGCACCACUUCAAAGUGAGAGAAACAGCAUUUUUUAUUUGAUAGUGGAAAUAAAAUUAUGACAAUUCUUAUGACUAUUGAUUAUAUUGAUCUGCAGUUAUGUCCCUUUAAGAUAAGCAUAUAUAUCAUUUUAUUAAAAUGAUUGGAUGGAUCAAUAAGAUAUUUUAGAAAAAUUCUUUAACAUGUAAUCAUCCCCUCACAAUGGUGUAGUAGCACAUUGAAAUAAGUGCGAUUGAUUGAGCACAUACAUGUACUGAUGAUAUAAAAUGCAUGUCGUUCCGAUGUUGCAUUUAUAGAUACAUGUAUGCCCAGUUGUAAAGGGAUGAUCCACUUUGCGGUUCUCUUGUAUAACCAUUUAAAGUAUACGAUGUCAAAGCAAUAUAAGACAAAAAUAUCACUGUUGGCUGUCUCAGGGGUGAAUUCAGUCUCUGUUGAUUAUGUGAGAGGCCAUUCCAAUAUAAUCACAAAGCAGGAGCAAAAGAGAUUAGAUUAUUCAUGUUUGAAAAUUACAUAAGGAUUAAUCCAUGCUAUAAGCUUUUUGCUUCUAUCAAUGUUUGUCAGAUUUAUAACACUGAAAUGUUGUGAUGAGAGAAGAGUCUGCAUCGAUUAACAGGUGUUUGGAAAGUUUGGUUUCCCUUGGAAAGGGGAGAUUACUUGUUUAUCUAGCAUACAGGCUUUCAGGUAUUUGGGUUUGGACAAUAUCACAGUUUAUCAUCGUGACAUAUGUUUUAUGCAUCCCUGAUUUUGUAAACUAUGUUAACAACUGGUGGGGGCAAAGCAAAUGAAAAUGUAUGAGUGUAUUGAUAAGUUGAAAAAGAAAUCAUAAUCCCAAUCUCUUAUAAUUCUUUUUUAUUUUUAGAGAAACCUUUUUUACAAGAUAAGUUAGUGAGACCAAUUUUUUUUCUCCGCAAACAAAUGGGGCAGCAGUUAUGAAUUGUUAGAAUUAAAAGAAUAAUCCAUUGUCUUUGUAAUGGCAUAGGCCUAAAUUUUGCAGGUCUUCACCAGCAAUGGUAACGUCUCCAUAUGAGUGAAAGAUUCUCGAGAGUGACGUUAAACAAUAUUCAGUCAAUCAUUCAAUCUUUGUGAUGGUCAUCACUUGGAGUUAACUUCUUCAUGAAAUCCAGGAUGCAAACUGAUUUUCAAAUGAAGUUUUCUUUGUAAUACAGGUACAAACUUGUCAAAGCCAUGAUGAAAAUAGGGUGUGUAAUGAUUAAAUCCAAAGUUUGUAUUGUUUAAGCAGAUUAACUCAUUGUCAUUCAGGUUUAGUGUGAAAUUUAACCAAACUUGGUGUGGCAAUAUCUUACACUGAUUGGGAUAGCUGGGAUCAUAGACCAGAAUCCUGUUUGAUCAACAAACAUCGAAGUCACAGAAUUGCAGUUAAGACAAGGAGCAUGGGUUUCAUGUUAUUCUUGGCCUAUUCAUAUUUUGUUUGCAUUUAUUGGUAACCUGGUAAAGUAUCAGAUACUAUGUGAUGGGGCCCCGGACCUUCUCACAUAAGGCUAUUUAUUUAGAUUGUUGUCAUAAAUUUCAUUGUCGUUAUUGCAGGUAUCAGUUUACCAUUCUGUUACAUCAUUGUCAAUAUUUAGAUUUCUCAGGACAAUUUUUAUUAUAUUUGGAAGAUAAAACAAGUGUCCAUCUGCCUUUUAAAGGUGUAUUUAUUUAUAAACUACAAUAUAACUAUAUCAAUUCUCAUUCCAUUUUUCCAUCAAAGUACCAGAAAAUUUUGUUGUUAAUUUUCUAAAUUGGUGACUAUUUCUUUGAAAUCCUUCUUUCAUUCAAGAAUUACCCAAUAUUCCAAUAAAAGGAUUUCAAUUUGUUUUAAAUGGAAUUAAAAUCAAACAUUUUAUCUUUGCAUUAUGUAUUCCAUAACCCCUGUGCCUUUAUGCUGGAUUCUGAUUGGCCGAUGAGCUGUCAGUCAUCAGCUGUGAGCGUGUGUCUCUCACAUACGAGGCCCAGCCCCUUUACUAUCACAUUGCCUCUUGUCAUUCAUUAGAUCUGCUUGGUAGUGGGUUAGCAUGUGCCUGGUUGUACAGUACAUAUUGAAAUUUAGGAUAUACAUAGGCUUUCUCUGUAGAGAAGGUGGAAAAUAUAACUUUUGAUAGACAUUGAAUCUCUGACCAGUGUAGAUAUGAACAUGUGGUGCAAGGGAUUAUUUCUGUGGAAUUGAUCAGGUGGAAAUAUUCUUUUAUAACAUAUUUUGAUUGGAAAUAUUACAAAGAGUAUUUGAUUAUAGACAACAGCAGAAGGUUCAUACGAAGUUUAAACCAGUGGUAAAAAAACGAAGAUAUCUCUGCUCAAGUUUUGGGACCUGACACAUUUUUCCUAGUCCUGACAUUUUCUGCAUCUAGGGAUAAGAAAUAUAUAUCUUUUUGAAAGUACUAACAGGUUCUGUGUGCCAGUGAUCAGGAAUAUAAUCACAUAGGAUAUUACUGAUAGAAUUUCUGGGGAUAUAUUACACCUUUGAUAUGCGAAGAUCAUGUAGAAGUUGAAGCAAAAGACAGCAUGACAGAAGUUGACUAUUGACAAUGGUGGGUUGCACAGCCAUUCUGAUUGUCUUCAUCACAGUCCAGACCAUAUGUCAAGGUGCCUCACCAAAUGACCAUGUCUCCUAUCCACAAAUACUGGAACACCCCCAAAAUGGUUACUUAGCUAAGGACAACCCUGCCACCUUGAAUUGUCAAGCAGAUGGUAACCCAAAACCCACCAUAACGUGGUACCACAAUGGGAAGAAGGUGGCUACCAUGGACGAAGACCCAUACUCUCAAAAGAUGUUGAUCGAGGGAGGGAAGCUGUUCUUCCUGAGAGUUGUCCACAACCAGAAAGACAAGUCGGACGCAGGUGUUUACUACUGUAAUGCCACCAAUAGACUGGGGAGUGCCAUCUCUAGAAAUGCCACCUUGAAAAUAGCAGUUCUAAGAGAUGAGUUCUUGCAAUCUCCUUCCAAUAAAAGUGUGUCCAUUGGUGACAAGGCCAGAUUCAGCUGUCGGCCCCCAAGAGGUGAACCAAAACCAAAGGUCCUGUGGUUGAAGGGAAGGAAAUUCCUUACGACAAGUGACAGAAUACAAAUUUUGGAAAAUGGUGAUCUGAUCAUCUCCCAGGUUACACUGAACGAUGCAGAUGAUUACAAGUGUAUUGCUACCAAUACGGCUGGAGAGAGAGAGAGUGCACGUGCGAGACUGACUGUUUUAGAAAAACCAAGCUUCCGGAAAGCUCCAGUUGACCAGAUCAUCAUGGAAGGGGAGGCAGUUCAUUUUCCUUGUGAGGUAGUAGGGGACCAGCCCAUAGUAGUGGAAUGGAGGAAGGAGAAUGGAGCCCUAAAGUUUGGGAGAGUGAGGGUGCUGAAGGAUAACACACUGAGGAUAGAAAAGGCAGAAGCUGAAGAUGCUGGCUUGUAUGUCUGUAUGGCCUCCAAUUCAGUGGGGACUGCAGAGGCAGUCGCUAGGCUUACUGUCCAGUUCAUGCCAUUUUUUGACGUGAAACCACAUGAUCAGGUGGUGGGUGUACGGCGUACGGUUACUAUGCAUUGUUCUGUCACUGGAAUCCCACAACCCACCAUUAUAUGGAGCAAAAUCUCUAACAAGCCCUCAGGGGAGAAGAUGCUGUUAUUUCAAAACACUGCAUCAGGAAGAUUCUCAGUGGCUUCAGAUGGGACUUUAAGAAUUGAGCGAGUACAUCUGGGAGAUGCUGCUCAGUAUGAGUGUGAGGCCAUCAAUGGACUUGGCUCAGCCAAAGCCUCGGCAAGGCUAAAUGUCAAAGAAACUGACCCACUUCUGUUUUCAGUAAAUGACACCCGGCCACCCCCUAUCAUUAGGAUUGGCCCUCAGAGCCAGAAUCUGCCCACAGGAGAGGUAGGGUUCCUUCACUGUGAGGCCUAUGGUGAUCCAAAGCCCCAGAUAUGGUGGCUGAAGGAUGACAGACCCAUUACUGAAAAUUCCAGAAUCAUUUCACUUAGCUCGGGGACUCUCCAGAUAUCAGAUCUCCAAGAAUCAGACUCUGGAAAUUACACUUGCAAGGCUUCUAGUGAGACCGGAGAAACAUCCCAGUUAGCUACACUGUUGGUCAAAAAGUCCAACAAGAAUGUGACAUUCCACCGUACACAGGACGUGAAGACUUUCCCUGGUCCACCCUCCAAACCAACAGUUGUAGAGGUCCUGGCAAAUUCCAUCAAGCUGUCAUGGCAACCCAACAGUAACCAUGGAGAUUCACCUGUUUAUGCAUACAUUGUGGAGUACUUCAGUCAUGAAACAUCUGAGGGCUGGGUUGUUGCUUCUGCUUCUGUCCCACCAACCACUACCUCUGUGCAACCCACAACAUACACAGUGACCAAUCUUAAGCCAGAUACAACCUAUGUAUUCCUGGUGCGAGCAAGAAAUUCCCAUGGUAUAGGGAUACCUAGUGAGGUGUCAGACCCCAUAAAUACCAGGCAUAUAACAGACAGUUCUCGCAAUACACAGCUGACCAGGGAACAGAUUCGUAGUAGUCUGCAGGGUAUUGUGGUGGAGCUGACUGCAGUAGAACAACUGCCUGCUGCGGUGGAAGUUAGGUGGAAGGUACACAAGAUGAUGGAUAUCAUUGACAAAUUUGUAAUUGAGUACCGAGAAAUUCGUAACCUGAAGACGGGUAGAACUGGCAGGAUGGAGUCGGUGACCGUCAGUCGAACAGCACUGUCAUACACUAUACAGGAUCUGAAGAGUGACCAGUGGUACAGUAUCUGCAUCAAGGCCUACAGCAAGAACAUAGCCACACAGUGUAGUCAGCCUAUGAAGGUUCAGCCUGCUGAGCCAUCUAGGGGUGUCAAAUUCCCCACCCAGCACUUAACAGCUCCCUCCCAUGUUGUAAUCCACAAAACUACCGACACCAGUAUCUCAGUGCAGUGGCUACCACCAAAUGAUGCUUCGCAUUCCACCAUCAAGUCAUAUGAGAUAUUCUGCCUUAGUAAUGACAACAAACAUAACUGUAGCAGAAGUAUUCCAGCCAAUCACACUAGCUACAUUCUAGAAAACCUCAAAGCUGACCAGACAUAUACGGUGAAAAUAGCCGCCAGGACCAGCGGGGGUGUGGGAUCCUGGAGCAAGGAAUACAUGAUUGGGCCUGAAAAAGAUAACUUGAUGAAACAGCCUUGGUUCAUUGGCCUCCUAAUCAGUAUCAUUGGUGUCACCCUGUGGUUCGCUCUGUGUAUCUUUGUGGUAUGGCUCUGUCGAAAGAGGAAAGCCAUGAAGAAACAGAAAAUGCAAGAAAUGUACAGUGUUCCCAACUAUUCAAAAUCUGAUGACAGCAAUAGAAACAGCUUUAAUUAUUAUGCUAAAUAUGGAUACAGCCAAAAAGAUGUGCAGAAUCGAGCAGGAGGUAUGACCCAAAUGGCACCUGAGUUUGCACAGCUUUUGGAAAGCAAGGACAUGGAAAUGCAACAGGGCCAGGGCCCGAGUGUCUAUAAUGUCCCACAAAUGAAGACAUUUUAUCAGAAGAAGGACCCAGUGGCUCCAUAUGCCACUACUACAUUGAUAAAUGCAGGAAAUGCGGUUGGCGGACAUUCAAUGCAAGAUCACAUGUUCCGUCCAAUCACCCAGCACAGCCAACAGAGUGGAUCAGGAGAUUCUGGUUGUUGUAAACACGAGUGUAGUGGUGACUCCAAUACUAGCCACUCUAAUACUGGGAUUCCAGUGGACCAUGCUGAUGCCAUGCAGAGCCCAACCAGUGACAGUGGGAGUCACACAACAGAUGAAAAUGGAUUUUUGUUGAAGAAAGGAAAGAAGCCCUUGAAACAAAUCACCCAGCCGAAGCAGGCCAUGGUCAACUGGGCUGAGUUUCUGCCACCCCCUCCUGAACAUCCACCACCACCAAGUGAAAUGAACAUGUCUCAACAUUCAUCUGGAAACUCAUCCACAUCCCAGCAGUAUGCAGAGAUUAAUUGUCUGAACCGUGAAAUGGGAGCUCGAAGCCCCAUGUCUCCGAUGUCUAAGAUUUCGUCUUGCUCCUGUCCUGUCCCCCACAAUGCCACCCCUGUGUCAGGUUGGAAUAUGCCAGCUUAUUCAGACACAGGUUGUGGAAGGUGUUGUUCACCAAAGUACUUUGAAAAUGUGCACUACCCAUCAAAUCAGUAUAAUGUGGUUCAAAGGACUCAGUCCCCGAGAGGUGCAGAAUGGAAUAAUUGUCCAAGGGGACACGAUACUUGGGGUCAGCGGACAAUCGCUUGCAUGAAUGCUUCACGGGGCACUCCAACGGACUUCAAGUGUCGGACAUGUCACAGUGAUCAGGAGCAGGGAGGCCCCAUGCCACAGCUUCAGAACUAUAAGAUUGUUCCACAUUGUGAAAAUGACUAUCAGUUCUUGCAUGAAUCGGAGCAAGGACCACCAGGUGCAUACAAUAUGCCUCCGAGUUACGCAGGACUUUAUGUGCAUGGAGACGGAGGUCAAUGUGUGGAGCAUCCUUGUCAAUCUAGUAUGGCUGAGCCCUGCUCUCCUGUGUAUCAUAAUAAUAAAAUGGAGGGUCACCACAUGAACAUAGGAGUAGACGGUUACCAUAGAAAUGCUGACUCACCUAUCUCGGACAAUGGUCCAGAUUAUGCUGGUGAGUCCACUGAGUUGGAGACAGAGGAUGAGAACUCUCCAAGAAAGGAGGGAGAAAAUGAGGGGCAAGAUGAUGGCGGUAACAUGUCAGGCGUAGAGACUUGGCCAAGUUACACGGAUCAGUGCAACACAGAGGAUAGUAGUGAGCAUUCCAGUUGUCAUAGUGACAGUGAUGAAUCAUUCCUUAAUGAAGCUGACUUUGCCAGCACUGUUGCCAAGGCAGCAGAGAUGUCUGGUUUAACAGUGGUUGGUUCCACUGUGUCUGAUCCAAAUGCAGACCAGCAAGUUGUGAAGAAACAGAGGCGCCACCACCGAGCCCGCCCCACCAGCCCAUACAGCACCGAUAGCAACUUCAGCGAAAUCGUGCGGAAACCAUAUCCAAAGUCACAACGAAAGAAACAACUUAUGGACCAAGGAAAGUGGUCCAAUAGAAAGGACUCACCCACUGGAUCAACUGUCCCUCAGAAUCAGUCAAAAUAUUCUCAGCAUGAUGGUACCAGUAAUGUUCCUUCAUACAACAAACCUAACUUUCCAAAUGCUGUCCCACAAAAAGCAUGUCGACCCAAAUUCCAACCUCCACCCUGUGUAAAUAAAUCUGAGGAUUCUAAAGAUGAAGGGCAAGAUAGUGGUAUAAACGUAGACCCCACUUCUAAAGAGGGACUACCAGGAACACUAAAGGUUUGAGGAGGAACAGUCCUUUAAUCUCUGUGCCAUCAAUUACUCAUAAUUCCAAAGGAAGCCUGCUCACCCAUUGUCGUCCUUUUGGCUGUUGUUAUGUGAAGGAGAGCUUUUAGUGCCAUAUGCUAAAUUGUAGCUUAAUUGUGCAUUGUAUGCCAAUCACAGAACUUCUAUUUGGCAUAAUGGUUUGCAGGAAAGAGAUAAUGUUGUGACAUAGUCGACUGUUUUUGUACAGAUUCCAACUGAUAAAUAUGAAGUCUGGUGUAGAAAUCUUGUGACAAUCAAAUGUCCUGUGCUGUCCGGAAUUUUUGACUAGAAACAUUUGGAUGUUUUGGAAAGAUGACUGCACAGAUCUUAAUCAACUCAGUGCUUGUCUUAAAGGCAAUACACUCUGUAAUUCAAGACUGCUGCUGAUGCAGAUCUAUAUCCAGAUAUUGUGAUGGUGUUCAAUAGGAAAUCCUCUGUUGACUUAUAGCUGGUGAUUUACAUGUGUGUGUUAUCUUCCAUUGUCACUGAUGAUGUGUUCAAAAGGCUUUAUAAAAGGUGCCCAUGCCUGCUGCUCCAGAUGGAGGUCAUGUGAUGAGGUUGACACCUUUUUAAGCUAUAUGUACCUGGAAGAAUUUAAGUAGUUGCUUCUUCAGGAAACACAACUUCUUGAGCUAUAGCUACUUCUGAGAAAUUUUAAGAAAAUGUUUAUUUCCAAAUCAUUGUAUAACAAACUGAACAAAAAAAUCUGCUAUUUGUAUAAUAUUUUGCAUAAUCAUGCAUUGUAUUUUUGCUUGACUACAAAAUGUUGAUAUUUGUUGCAUGUUAUUUUCAAAUCAGCAUUCAGAUAAAUGCUGAUGAAUGUGAAUCACAUUAACUGUAUGUUUUUGUUAAAAAGUGUAUUUAUUAUUUUUAAGAUGUAUGAAUGAAAAGUGGGAAAAAUUGUUAAUAAAGCUGUGAUUAAUAUGGUUGCAAGGAAGUGUGAACAUGUCUUAUUUUAAUAUAAUUUUUUAUUUUGGUGAUAUUUUGUUUAAUUCAUUAUCUUAGAUUACUCUCGAAAUGCUUGUAUGCCAAAUAUGCCAUUUUUUUUUUUUUUAAAAAUACAUUUUUCCCUUUUGCAGCUUUAUUCUUGAUAAGUUUCUUAAUCCUUUAGAAAUAUAUUACUGCAUUAUUAUUUUUUAACUACUGAACUGUACUUACUGAUAGUACAGAAUUGUAAUAGAACUUUUGAUAGUGGGUUUCCUGUAGUGGAAUACAGGAAUAGAGAAGAAAUCCUGAUAGAUGCCUCCUAAUCUUGAUAUUCUAGUCUGGUAUGGAUCAGCAUAAUGUUUACGUGUUGUCUGUGUCAUUACAUUGUUUCAUUUUUUAUGAUGGGCAUGUGUACGAGUUGUCUUUCUUUUCCUGUGCAAUAAAUGUUUCGUCUUGGAGAUCUGUGGUCUUCAAUGAAGUCAUACUUCCAUAGACAGAUUUUGAAAGUUUGGAAGCAGUAAGCUACUGAAACACAGUGUAUUACAAUGUAAUCACCUCCCAGAUAGACUGCUAUGUUGAAUAAUGUCAUGUAUAUGAAUUUAGUAUAACACUGUUGGAUGUACACAAAUCAAAGCACAGGAAGGAAGUCAUGUGAUAUUUUGUGAAAUCCUAUGAAGUAUGUAAAUACCUUAAAUCAUGAAUGUUUUCAUGCAAUAAAUCAUAAAACUUGAAA
Ostrea edulis (European flat oyster) is the source of this 12781-nucleotide messenger RNA. RefSeq names its product roundabout homolog 1-like. Gene Ontology annotation, molecular function: cell-cell adhesion mediator activity. The record is from RefSeq and is a predicted model, not a curated record. Bases 6376 to 11100 code for a protein of 1574 amino acids. Gene Ontology annotation, cellular component: plasma membrane; axon. The transcript is spliced from 27 exons. Lineage: Eukaryota; Metazoa; Mollusca; Bivalvia; Ostreida; Ostreidae. Gene Ontology annotation, biological process: homophilic cell-cell adhesion; dendrite self-avoidance; axon guidance.